Molecule: messenger RNA, 5064 nt
Organism: Suncus etruscus (white-toothed pygmy shrew)
Lineage: Eukaryota; Metazoa; Chordata; Mammalia; Eulipotyphla; Soricidae
Product: zinc finger protein 91-like
Exons: 11
Biological process (GO): regulation of DNA-templated transcription
Source: RefSeq, a predicted model, not a curated record
CUUCCUGCAAAGGGCCUUGCUGCUGCUCUUAGGGAAUAAUCCAGUCUGGAGAAGAUGGGGACACACCGCCUGACAUCCUGUUCCCAGGGAAGCAACCAGCCCCAAUGGGACAGGGGUGAUCCUGUGCUGUGGGACACAGUCUGGAGAGAACCGUUCUGCCAGCACCCCGCUGAGAGUGAGGACUCAGGGGGCAUCUCUUCUGAAGGGGGACAGAGUACAGAGAGCAUCCUUGCUGCAGAGCCACUGACCUCUGAGCACAGCUCCCCUGAGUUUGCUCCGCCCAGUCCCUGGACUCAGACCCCCGCCCUGGGGCCACCCUGGACUGAGAGAGCAACAGUAUUUGCUCCAAGCUCUUCACAGCGACAGGCUAACAAGCAUAUUCCCUGUGGAGUAGAGCUGCCCAAGUGUAAGCAAUGUGGGGGGGCCUUCCCAUGUGCUCGGCACUGUGAUGUGUCCACAGAUACCCCCAGUGCACAGGAUCCCUCUGACUGUCAGCGAGUUGGACACGCUUUGGGCCAGCUGUCAAAGUCGAGGGGCCGUAAGAAAGUCCAGACACGAAAGAAACGGCAUACAUGUUCGGAGUGUGGGAAGGCCUUCACUUACCCUUCAGAUCUUAAAAGGCACAUGAUUAUUCAUACUGGAAAGAAGCCUUAUAUGUGCCAGGAGUGUGGGAAAGCUUUUAUUCAAUCCUCAGACCUUAUUAAACACAGAAAAAUACAUACUAAAGAGAAACCUUAUGCAUAUAAGCAGUAUUUGAAGGCCUAUACUCAAUAUUUAAGCCUUACUAAUCACUGGAAUAUUCAUACUGGGCAGAAAUCUUAUGCAUGUGACGAUUGUGGAAAAACUUUUAUUAAAUUGUCAGUAUUUAUUCUGCAUAGGAGAGUUCAUACUGGAGAAAAACCUUACAUAUGUAAGGAAUGUGGAAAGACCUUCGCUCAUUCUUCAAGCCUUACUAGCCACUCAAAAAUUCAUACUGGAGAGAAACCUUAUGCAUGUAAGGAGUGUGGGAAGACCUUUACUUCCUCUUCAUCCCUUAACAUACAUAGGAAAAUUCACACAGGAUACAGGCCUUAUACAUGCCAGGAGUGCGGGAAGGCCUUCAUUCGAUCUGCGGACCUUAUUAAACACAGGAAAAUUCACACUGGAGAGAAACCAUAUGCAUGUAAACAAUGUGGGAAGUCCUUCACCGAAUCGGCAAGCCUGACUAGCCACUUGAAUAUUCAUACUGGACAGAAACCUUAUGAAUGUCAGGAGUGCGGGAAGGCCUUCGCUUUCCCCUCCUGCCUCCGUAAACAUAAGAAAAUUCAUUCUGGAGAGAAACCUUAUGUAUGCAAGCAAUGUGGGAAGGCCUUCACCGAGUCAUCAAGCCUUACUAGCCACUGGAAUAUUCAUACGGGAGAGAAACCUUAUGCAUGUAAGGAGUGUGGGAAGACCUUUGCUUCCCCCUCAUGCCUUCGGAAACACAGGAGAAGCCACUCUGGAGAGAAGCCUUACGUAUGCAUGCAAUGUGGGAAGGCCUUCUCUCAGUCUUCCAGACUUACUAGCCACUGGAAUGUUCACACUGGAGAGAAACCUUAUGAAUGUUCCGAGUGUGGCAAGGCUUUCACUUCCCCCUCGUGCCUUUGUAAACAUCGGAGAAUUCACUCUGGAGAGACACCCGAGAACAAGGUGACUUUCCACGAUGUGGCUGUGACCUUUUCCCCGGAGGAGUGGCCAUGCCUGGACCCCUUUCAGAGGAAGCUCUACAGAGAUGUGAUGCUGGAGACCUACCGGCACUUGCGGUCCGUAGGGCGUUGCGGGGUAAAGCCUGCGCUGAUCUCCUGGUUGGAAGGAAGAACCCUAAGGAAGCGGCGGAGACGCAUGUUUGCAGAACGCAGACCACAAGUCCAAGAUUUGACAUUUGAGCAAUUUACUUUGGGAACUGGAUCAUUCAAUAGGAGUGAGAUGGUAAGCAGCCAUCCCAAGCAGGAUGGGGUUGAUCCUGUGCUGUGGGACACAAUCUGGAGGAAACCAUCCUGCCCAAACCCCGAUGAGAGUGAGGACUCGGACAUCUGUUCUGGAGAAGGGCAGAGCGAAGAGAGGGUCCCUGCUGUGGAGUCGCCAUUCACUGGGGACAGCACCCCUGAGUCUGUUCGACCCGAUCCCCGGAUUCGAACUCCCACACUGGGGCUGCCUUUGGACAAGCGAGCAGCAGUGUUUGCUCCCAACCCCUCACAGCAACAGGCUCACAAGCACAUUCCCUGUGGAGUGGAGCCGCCCAAGUGUAGGCAAUGUGGGGGGCCCUUCCCGUGUGCUCAGCACCAUGAUAUGCCUUCAGACACCCCCAGUACACAGGAUCCCUCUGACUGUCAGCAAGAUAGACAAACUCUGAGUCAACCGUCACUCCAGACUGACCCUAAGAAAGUCCAGACACGAAAGAAACGUCAUAUAUGUGAGGAGUGUGGGAAGGCCUUCACUUACCCCUCACGCCUUAGUGUGCACAAGAAACUUCAUACAGGAGACAAGCCGUACACGUGUCAGGAGUGUGGGAAGGCCUUCGCUCGUUCCUCCUAUCUUUUUCUGCACAAGAAAAUUCACACAGGAGAGAAGCCUUAUUCGUGUCAGGAUUGUGGGAAGGCCUUCGCUCGAUCCUCCUAUCUUUUUGUCCACAAGAAAAUCCAUACUGGAGAGAAACCUCAUACAUGUCAGGAUUGUGGGGAGGCCUUCGCUUUCCGCUCACGCUUGAUUAGACACAGAAGUAUUCAUACAGGAGAGAAGCCGUAUACUUGUCAGGAAUGUGGGAAGGCCUUCGCUCAAAGCUCUGAUGUACGUGUUCACAAAAAAAUUCAUACUCGAGUGAAACCUUAUUUACCUAAGGAAUGUGAGAAUGCCUUCAUUGAAUUCUCACACCUAAUACACUCCUCAAACUUAACCUCCAGCCGGAAGCGGCGUGACGUCACAGCCUCCUUGUCGGUUUCUCGGGAACUUUUCCGCCCGAACCUGGCGCCCCGGGUCGGCCUUCAUCUCGGAGGAGUUUUGGAGCGGUUGCGGGAUCCAGGUGAGCGGCGGGGGCGCCCCGGGGCUCAGGACACAGUGACCUUCCCUGAUGUGGCUGUGAGAUUCUCCCCAGAGGAAUGGCCAUGCCUGGACACCUCUCAGAGGAAACUCUACAGAGACGUCAUGCUGGAGACCUACCAGCACCUACAGGCUGUGGGACAUUGCAGGGUGAAGCCUGCGCUGAUCUCCUGGUUAGAAGGCGGAGCCCUGGGGAGGCUGAAGAGAGGCGUGUUUGCAGAUUUCAACCCAAACCUUCAGCAGUGGGCAUUUCCACAUUUUAAUUUUGGAAAGCCAUCACCCAGACGGAGUGAAAAGAUGAGAUCUGGAAGCAGCCAGCCCCCGUGGGACAGGGGUGAUCCUGUGCUGUGGGACACAGUCUGGAGGGACCCAUCCUGCGUGCACCCCGAUGGGAGUGAGGAUCCGGGGGGCAUCUGUUCUGGAGGGGGGCAGAGUGAAGAGAGCAUCCUCCCUGCGCAGCUGCCAACCACUGGGCACAGCACCCUUGAGUCUGCUCUGCCCCAUCCCUGGACUCAGACCCCCACAGUGGGGCCAGCCUGGGCCAAGCAACCAAAAGUGUCUGCUCCAAGCUCCUCCCGGCGACAGGUUCGCAAACACAUUCCCCAGGGAGUGGAGCCAUCCAAGUGUAAGCAAUGUGGGGGGACCUUCCCAUGUUCUCAGCACCGUGAUGUGCCCUCAGACACACCCAAUACACACGAUCCCUCUGACUCUAAGCAAGGUGGACAAGCUCUGGGUCAACCAUCAUUCCGGACUGACCCUAAGAAUGUCCAGACACGAAAGAAACGUCAUAUAUGUGAGGAGUGUGGGAAGGCUUUCACUUACCCCUCAGAUCUUAACGUGCACAGAAAAAUUCAUACAGGAGAGAAACCGUACGCAUGUCAGGAGUGUGGGAAGGCCUUCAGUCAUUCCUCAAACCUUACUGUGCACAAAAAGACUCAUAAAACAGGCAGGCCUUAUUCAUGUCAGGCGUGUGGGAAGGUCUUCAGUUAUCUCUCUGAACUUACUGUGCACAAAAAAAUUCACACAGGAGAGAAGCCUUAUACAUGUCCGGAGUGCGGGAAGAUCUUCACUUACCCCUCCCACUUCAUUAGGCAUAGAAGAAUUCAUACCGGGGAGAAACCGUACGCAUGUCAGGAGUGUGGGAAGGCCUUCGCUUACUGCUCACACAUUUUCAUCCAUAUGAAAAUUCACACUGGAGAGAAACCCCAUGUAUGUGAUGAAUGCGGGAAGGCCUUCGUUUACUUCUCAAGCCUGUCUAUGCACAGGAAAAUGCAUACUGGAGAAAAACCUUAUGCAUGUAAGGUGUGUGGGAAGGCCUUCACUUUCUCCUCAAGCCUUACAAGGCAUAAGAAAGUUCAUACGGGAGAGAAACCUUAUAUGUGUCCAGAGUGUGGGAAGGCCUUUGCAGACACCUCACUCCUUACAAGACAUAGGAAAAUCCAUACUGGGGAGAAACCUUAUACCUGUAAGGAAUGUGGGAAGACCUUCACUCAGUCUUCAAACCUGAGUAUACAUAGGAAAAUUCAUACCGGAGAGAAACGUUAUUCGUGUAAGGAGUGCGGGAAGGCCUUCACUCGCUCCUCACACCUGAUUGUGCAUAGCAGGAUUCAUACCGGGGAGAAGCCUUAUAUAUGUCAGGAGUGUGGCAAGGCCUUCAGUGGGUCCUCAAACCUUAUUAUGCACAGAAAAAUUCAUACCGGAGAGAGACCUUAUGUAUGUAAGGAGUGCGGGAAGGCCUUCGCUUACUCCUCAUGUCUAACCAAGCAUAAGAAAAUUCACACGUGAGAGAAAUUGUGUAGAAGGAAGGAGUGUGGGAAGGCCUUUGCUCACUCCUCACUCUUUAUGGGAUAUUGGAAAAUUCUUUCUGGAGAGAAACCUUAGGAUUGUGAAGAAUGUGGUUAGAUCUUUGCUUAUUCUUCACGUCUUAUUAUUCAGAAGAGAAAUAUUAGAGAGAGACCUUAUAUAUGUGAGGAAUAUGGGAAGGCUUCUUCAUUAAGUCCUCAAUCCUAG